Messenger RNA from Cajanus cajan (pigeon pea), 1727 nucleotides. The record is from RefSeq and is a predicted model, not a curated record. Lineage: Eukaryota; Viridiplantae; Streptophyta; Magnoliopsida; Fabales; Fabaceae.
AUGUCCGAGAAGAACUUGCAUUCACCAUUGCCAGAGCCAGGGACUGAAAGAGAUGAAGCUGCACUGAAGUUGCAAAAAGUUUACAAAUGUUUUAGAACUAGGAGGCAACUUGCAGAUUGUGCAGUUCUUGCAGAUCAGAGAUGGUGGAAGGCUUUGGAUUUUGCUGAACUAAAGUGCAGUUCCAUAUUAUUUUUUGAAAUUGAGAAACACGAGACUUCUGUUUCACGAUGGUCAAGAGCUAGAACGAAAGCAGCAAAGGUUGGAAAGGGUUUAUCUAAGGAUAGGAAGGCUCGUAAACAUGCUUUGGAGCACUGGCUAGAGGCAAUUGACCCUCGGCAUCUUGGUCAUAAUCUUCAAUUUUACUAUGUCAAAUGGCUUCAUUGUGAUAGUAAUCAACCUUUCUUCUAUUGGCUUGAUAUAGGAGAGGGCAAGGAAGUGAGUUGUGAGAGAUGUCUUAGAUCAAAGCUUCAGCAACAAUGCAUCAAGUAUUUGGGUCCUGUGGAGAGAAAGAAUUAUGAAGUCGUUAUUGAGAAUGGGAAGCUCUUCUACAAAGAAAGUGGGAAACCUGUUGAAACAACAGGAGAUAAUAAGUGGAUUUUUGUUCUUAGCACAUCCAAGACUCUUUAUGUAGGGAAGAAGAAAAAGGGCACAUUCCAACAUUCAAGCUUCCUGGCAGGUGGAGCUACAUUAUCUGCAAGAUUAGUGGCGGAGGAUGUUCUUAAGGCAGUUUGGCCUCACAGUGGACAUUAUCUCCCAACAGAAGAAAAUUUCCAAGAAUUCAUGUCAUUUCUUAAGGAGAAUAAUGUGGAUCUUACUGAUGUCAAGAAAAACCAAAAUGAAGAAGAUGUUGUAGCCAACAUGAUCUUUGAUCUUCAAUCACGAGGUAAUAUUUCAGAUUCAGUGGCCAAGUUAUCUCCAAUUCCAAAGGUUGAAACAGAAAGUUCCAGCACAUUAGCCAAAGAGCUACUUGAGUUGAGAAGUGAGGACUCUAAUAAUGCUGAUUCAAAAUAUGAUCCACCCUUGUCAAGAUUGUCUCGACGACUAGGAUCAAAAAUAGCUAGACUUGAAAUACCAAGGAGAGGCAAUGUGUCAGAUAUUUUUGGAGAGCAAGUACAUCCUCCAGAGUGCCAAUUAUAUUCUCAAGAUGUAAAAUCAGACUGUGGUGAUGAGACAGCAGAAGAAUCAAUUAUUGAUAAUUAUGAGGAAGAUUUCAUGGUUCCCAAAUCAAACUUGUUUGUUGAAGAUCAAGAUCAAGAUAAAGAAGAAAAUUGUAUUCCAAAAGAAAACAUAACGAAGAGGAUAGAUUCACACAAAGGAAUGAAAUCAUAUAAGUUGGCUCAUCACUUGAGCACCAAAUGGACAACAGGUGCUGGUCCUAGAAUUGGUUGCAUGAGAGACUACCCUCAAGAGCUUCAGUUUUUAAUUCUGGAGCAACAAAAUUUAUCUCCAAGAACAUAACGGAAUCUCCAUCACCCCAGACCCCACCAUUGUCUUGCUUCAGCACUCCCUCGUAGUGCUUUUCCAAUUCCUUCGGCUCAUUCUCAAACCCUCUAAGUGCUGUUUUUAGGGUGAACAUUGUUGAUAGAAAGUCAAGGACUAAUUUCUCGAAUCAAAUCCUUGAUCACGUGCUUAAGAAACAAUGUUGACCUUUUAAGUGCAUGAAGCAUUAGCAACUAGUACAUGAUUAUGAACCGACAAUACAUAGGUUAAAUGAUGAUACUUUUGAU